This is a messenger RNA of Penicillium canescens, 1435 nucleotides long. It is a transcript of the gene ksrA, whose product is annotated as 3-dehydrosphinganine reductase. The transcript has 3 exons. Gene Ontology annotation, cellular component: endoplasmic reticulum membrane. Gene Ontology annotation, biological process: sphingolipid biosynthetic process. Gene Ontology annotation, molecular function: 3-dehydrosphinganine reductase activity. NCBI's taxonomy places the organism in Eukaryota, Fungi, Ascomycota, Eurotiomycetes, Eurotiales, Aspergillaceae. The record is from RefSeq and is a predicted model, not a curated record. The coding region runs from base 58 to 1200 and encodes 380 amino acids.
CUAUUUCAUACACCUCGCAUCGCGCUUUCCUCUCCCCAACGCAGCUGCCCAUUCGACAUGAAUAUUCGCGCGUUUACCUCUCAGAUGCCUCAUCUAACCUUUCUAGCUCCCUUGUAUAACACAUCCACCUCAGUCUUGGGGGCUUCCGCACUCAUUUGCACCGUUAUCGCUUAUACCAUUGCUAAGAUGUUUGGUUUUGGGUCUCUAAAGAACGAGUUCAUUGUUGAGGGCAAGACCGUUCUCAUCACCGGUGGCUCCGAUGGCAUGGGCAAAGCUGUCGCACUUGAACUGUCCAAGAAAGGCGCCAGCGUUAUCGUAGUUGCUCGCACAAUCUCGAAGCUUCAGGCUGCCGUUGAUGAAAUGAAGGCUGCUGCCGGUAACAGGUUCACGCAGAAGUUCCACUAUAUCAGUGCUGAUCUCAUUGAUCCCGCCGAGUGCGAGCGAGUUAUCGCAGAGGCCACAGCGUGGAAUUCCGGUGCUGCUCCUGACAUUGUUUGGUGCUGCGCAGGCUUCUCUCGUCCCGGAUUCUUCAUUGAUGUGCCCAUCCAAGAUCAUCGCCAGCAAAUGGACACGAUCUAUUGGACAGCCGCCAACACAGCUCAUGCCACGCUCCGCAACUGGCUGGCCCCCGUUCCCCCAAGUGGACAAAUGAAGACCCCCAGGAGACAUCUUAUCUUUACCUGCUCUACUCUGGCAUUCGUGCCCAUUGCUGGCUAUUCGCCAUAUUCGCCUGCCAAGGCAGCCAUUCGUUCACUAUCCGAUACUCUGAGCCAGGAAAUUGAAAUGUACAACGGCGCCUUUACUCAGCGACACCGUACUGAAGCUCCCGCUGCGGAUGUCAAGAUUCACACCAUCUUCCCCAUGGGCAUUCUCAGCCCCGGAUUUGACAACGAACAAAAGACUAAGCCGGAGUUGACGAAGCAACUCGAAGAAGCCGACAAGCCCCAGACACCAAAGGAUGUCGCACAGAUCUCCAUCAGUGCUCUGGAGCGCGGCGAGUACCUCAUCACCACCAUGUUCAUUGGCGCUAUCAUGAAGGGUGCUGCCCUUGGACCCAGUCCGCGAAACAGCAUCCUGGGAGACACCCUGCUGGGCUGGCUCAGCAAUGUGGUGUUCCUACAGGUCAUUCCGGACCUUCGCAACAAGGCGUUCAACUGGGGAAAGAAGAAUGGACUUCCCAAAGGUGCACCGGCGUCAUAGGGGUUGGGUGUAUGCUUACUUUCACAUGGUCCAGCACUUCUUGUAUGUUAUACCCCGAGAUCUGUCUUUUCAGCGUAUCCUUUGUCUGGCCUUGCCGAGACCUAUACCUUUUCCGACUGUGCGAUGUGAUUCUUGGUCGCAUAUCCUAAAUGCACAAACAACCGACAUCAUCCUUAUCGUGGUUUCAAUCGUGUAAUCCUGGUUGUUUCUGUCCUUAAAAAAAAAAGAGAUUUUU